AUGGUUCCGCCUCCACCACCGGUGGAUAACGGCGAAUCCACCACAGCUGUUACAAUUACAACCCCCGCUGUAGAAUCUCAGAGAUCUAUUCCGAAGCCGUUUCUCACCAAAACCUAUAACCUAGUUGAGGAUAAAUCCAUCGACGACGUUAUUUCAUGGAACGAAGAUGGAUCCACCUUCAUCGUUUGGAACCCUACCGUUUUCGCUAGUAAUUUGCUUCCAAAAUAUUUCAAACACAAUAAUUUCUCAAGCUUCGUUCGUCAACUCAAUACUUAUGGAUUUAGAAAAGUAGUACCUGAUCGCUGGGAAUUCUCUAACGAUUGCUUUCGAAGAGGAGAGAGACGGCUUCUAAGCGAGAUUCAACGCCGGAAAAUCUGUUCUGCGGUCACGACGUCUGUUUCUGCUGUUACGGCGGCGGUGGAGGCCGCGACGGUAGCAGUUCCUUCACCUAUGCCGCUGACUGUAAUACCUAUGGCGAUGCCGAUAGUUUCGCCAUCAAACUCGGGUGAAGAACAGGUGAUAUCAUCGAGUUCGUCUCCGACUCGAGCGCCAUCAGAGCUUCUUGACGAGAACGAGAGAUUGAGAAAAGAGAAUGUUAUCCUGAACAAGGAACUUGCUGAGAUGAGAUUGCUUUGCAACAAUAUAUACACUCUCAUGUCAAGUUAUGGAAACAACAACAACAAUAGCAAUAACAAUAGCAGCAGUAAUAAUAAUAAUAAUAAUCAAACGGACGGUGGCGCGCAAGGAAGCAGAGAGUCCGGUAUGACGGCGGCGAAGCCGUUGGAUUUGAUGCCGGCGGUGAAACGGAGCUCCGGGAUGGAAGAGAUGAAUCCGAAGCUGUUUGGUGUUGCUAUUGGAACGAAGCGAGCGAGAGAAAACGGUUGUGAAAGUGGAAGAGAUGAUACACUAUUGCGGCUACAUCAACCAGGUUCUAUGGACGUGAAAUCAGAGCCGUUGGAUUGUCAGGAUAGUGAUCAAACGCCGUGGUUGAACCGGUGUAGUAGAGGGAAUGAGAGUUUAUGUAAAUGA
Molecule: messenger RNA, 1029 nt
Organism: Vicia faba (fava bean)
Lineage: Eukaryota; Viridiplantae; Streptophyta; Magnoliopsida; Fabales; Fabaceae
Source: the annotation of a GenBank genome assembly